AUGACACCCGUCGGCCCACGAGUCUCGAAGGAGGAAUUCAUGCACGCCCUGGGCCUGAGCCCGCAUGAUCCACAGCAUGAACAGUAUUACCGCGCCAUGCGGGAUGAAGCGAUCAUGGUCUACAACCGCAUGAACCAAGAUACUUCCCACCUCCUCGACAGCGUGCGCGCCGAUCCCACCACCCGCCCCCCAUUCUUCUGGCACCAUAUCCGACCAGACCACCAGCGCUGGGCAAUCAUGGAGAUCUGGCGCAACGCAGCCCCCCUCACGCGCCCAUUGUUCGACCACGGCGGCACUAAUGGCGAAUACGGACCCAACUGGGUCGCUGGGUGGUUGCUGUACAGCGUGUUCCGCUCGCGUGAUGUGCGCAAUAAUCGGAAUCGGCGGAAGGGGGAGAGUAACGUGGCUGUGCCUGAUUCUGACAAGCGGGCUAAGCAGGUGGAAGAGACGGCGUCGCCGAAGAAAGGAUACUAUGAUCCUGUGCGGAAUGGGACGCUCUAG
This is a messenger RNA of Penicillium canariense, 501 nucleotides long. RefSeq lists its product as uncharacterized. The transcript is spliced from 3 exons. Lineage: Eukaryota; Fungi; Ascomycota; Eurotiomycetes; Eurotiales; Aspergillaceae. The coding region runs from base 1 to 501 and encodes 166 amino acids. The record is from RefSeq and is a predicted model, not a curated record.